Moneuplotes crassus is the source of this 667-nucleotide messenger RNA. The record is from the annotation of a GenBank genome assembly. NCBI's taxonomy places the organism in Eukaryota, Ciliophora, Spirotrichea, Euplotida, Euplotidae.
UUAAAUUUUUGAAAUAUAAAAAUGUUAGAUAUCUUCCUGAGAAAUGUCAAAGACAAUUUUGUAGCCCCUUUUAUCAGCUUGAUACAGAAUUACAAAUUCUCACCAAAUUAUCUCACUUCAAUAGGAGGAGUAUUUGGAAUUAUCUGCACGAUAUCCGCUUCUUUGGGAUAUACUUAUGCAUCUUUUGCCCUCUGGAUGAUAAACAGAUUUUUCGAUGGUAUCGACGGAGCAUAUGCUAGGGCAACCAAGCAGACCAGUGAUUUUGGAGGGUAUUAUGACCUUGUCAUUGAUUUUUCAGCAUACUGUUUCAUCCCUAUUGGGAUAGUCUUAAACCAAAGAAAUGAAGGAGUCUACAUUGCAUCCUUAAUAAUGAUGUCAAUCAUUGUUUUAAAUAACAUUGGACUCUUUACUCUAUCAGCAAUUAUUGAGAAGAAUGAUGCUGCAGCAAAGAAAUACAAACACAAAGAAGUAACUACUCUAAAAAUGCCUCCGUCGAUUAUAGAAGGUGCAGAAACAAUGUUUUUCUACAGUGUGUUCCUCAUAUUUCCUCAAUACUCUGUCUACACCUUCAGUCUGUUUGGAUUCCUUGUCGGUGUGAACAUUGUCCAUAGGCUUUGGUGGGGUUACUGAAAUAUUAAAUCAUAAUUCAAUCAGAAUACUCUCAGAA